This is a messenger RNA of Neocloeon triangulifer, 3823 nucleotides long. RefSeq lists its product as uncharacterized. Bases 132 to 2609 code for a protein of 825 amino acids. Lineage: Eukaryota; Metazoa; Arthropoda; Insecta; Ephemeroptera; Baetidae. The transcript has 12 exons. The record is from RefSeq and is a predicted model, not a curated record.
UCGUUGCCGCUUUAGUUGUUAGUCGAGAAAAUUGAGCGGUACGUGUGUUCGUGAAUGUGAGUCCGUCGAGGCCAAGAUGGAGGAGUUAAUUUCGGACAGCUAGCGCGCGUGUGUCCGUAAUUAAAGGAAGUAUGCACCAGGUGGUGAGUGUUGUGAGGGAGGGUGUCCGCGACCCCUCGCUGCCCCCGGCGCUGCCCCCGCGACCGCCGCCGCGGCCGGUGGGCGCCGUGGCUGUUCUGCAUAUCGAGCCUGCCGUUACUGUUGUGACCACCUCGCCACCCACUCCGGGACAUUACGAGCCGCCCCCGGACCAUGUUCACCACAACCCUUCAGGUGGCGCGACCGUGGCGCAGGUGGUGCAGGCGCCGGCCCUGCCGGCGCCCAAUGCAGCGGCGGCGACGACGGCCACAUACCAGCCGACGACGCGGACACACCAGUGCUGGAGUUCGGCCCUCAGGAAGUACGUCAUCCUGUGCACCGCCUGUGGAGGGAUGGCCGCCCUCCUCGGCGCGCUCUUCCUGCUCGUCCACUUUGUUCUCAGGGCACACACGUCGUCACUGCACUACUUUGAAACUGUUCCCACCUACGUCCCAGCUACCAUGCUGACGCUGACGGGGCUGGCCGUGAUGGGCUUCGCUCGCAGGAAAAAUCGCUACAGCUACUUGAUCAAAGUGUGCGGCAUCUGCUGCCUGCUGAGCGCCGUCCUUUGUGUGAUCGUCACGGUGACCACCACCGUGAUCCACAUGAACCGGCUGCAAACACUCAGGGAGUGCGUCUACACGCAGAAGAACCAGGCGUGCACCUGCUACUCGGGCCUCACGCAGGACCCAUCCGUCACCUCCGAAGAAAGCAUGAGGUUCGUGUUCCACAACACCCCAGACUGCGAGGUUGUCCACGGCGCUCUGUACUCGUGUCUGCGCGCCCUCUUCGGCCUUUCCGUGAUUGGCAUUCUGGUCUGCAUUUUCUCAUGUAUGCUCGUCUACCAGUUGCUCAGUCAUGAAAAGAAAAAGAUGUAUUGGGAGCAGCUGGAGAUGCGGUGUCGUUACCUGUACGGCCGACGGCCAGUUUCUGGCCAGCACCAGUACACCUACUGCGGCUGCAGCUGCGACGACUGUCCUCGAGCAGCCGCGGUGUCCAACUCGACCAUCGCUCCGCACACCGAGGUCUUCCAGCCGUGGCCGGCAUGGCAGUGGGACGCUGCGGAGGAGAGGUACUGGACGCCGCCUCGGAUUGGCAACCUUUACACUCCCAACCCUGAGGAUCAGGUCGUGCAACAGCAACAGCAACAAAGUCAAGAGGAAAAUGCGGUCACGAACGCGCGCUGGAGCUGGUUGCCGUGGAACAGGAGCUCGAUGCACGUGCAGGAGACGCCGGAAGUGGAGCAGCAGCGCCCGCUGAGAACCGACCAGGACAGUCAGUACGGCUUCGGGGUGACCACGAGACCCACGACCACCACCGCCACCAUCAUUCAGACGCCGCGGGGACAUUUGACGUCGACCGUGGUGCGUCCGUUGACGGCGCAGGCGUUCAUGACCGACGCCAGUUCGAGCCUUCCGAGGUACAUGUGGGGUCCGCCGCCCCCGUACUCUCAUCCGCCGUCGACGGCCGGCAACUCGACGGCCACCAGUCCUUCGAGACAGGCGCCGGCGCUACCUCAGCUAGAUCAGCAGCAGCACUCUAGUUUGUGCCAGCGGCACACGCACGUCGUGCACCAGGGAUUGGCCACGCCGACCAUGUUGCACCACCAUCACCACCACUGCGAGCAGCAGACGUCAACCCCUGCCAGCCCGCAAAACCACCCAGUCAGUCCUUUGCAGUCGCCUGUCAUCACCGCAAGACAGCACAGUACCCACACAAGCAGUCCAUACUGCGCUCGUCUUCGAGCGGAGAACGUUCAGGCCAUCAAGUCGUUAGCAGACCUUCCUCCGCCCGUCACAUCAGCAGCAGGUUCUUUGCCCUCAAGGAAGCUCAAAAAGAAACCUGCCGACGCACAAAUUUCCAAAGUAGAUUCUCAGGAAUCUGAACUUUCCUCUGCCAUUUCUCCGACGGACUCGCCGAGCAGAAAGGGACUGGCGAGUAGCCUCAGGGGGCUCUUCGGGAACAUGCCCGGGAGUCCAGUGCUGGUGCACCCGACGACAAGAAGUUUGACGCAGUCCGCGCCCACAAGUGCCAUCAACAGUCCCUUGAAGGCUGCUUCGAUCCCCACCCUUCGUCGCCACUGCGUCGAAGCCGCCAUGAAAAGCUCGUCAACGGAACCAGCCGAGUCCGAACUGUACUUUGCAGACGUUUCCUCCUGCAACGGCGGGCCCGAGUCCUCCCUGUACGACGAACCGUCCACCACCCCCGAACAACCCCCGUCGCACUACUCAUCCAUCCCCUCCCCUCCCCCUCCGCGGGGGCGCCCCUUCAACGAGCGUUUGGCGCCGGACGCGCAGUACGAGCCUCGGCAGGGUGGCGCUGAAGACGACGCCCCCCUGCGCGGCGACAGCGACGCCACCAUCGACUCGGGGGUGCACAGCGGUUCGGAGGCGGCCCUGCAGAGCCGCCUCCGACCCACCGGCCUCCGAUCCGUUGAGCAACUCAUGACGACGCGCUCAGUGAAUGUGUGAUUGUCGGAGGGCACGCUUUUCAGGGUGCUGCUCGAGUUGGACCUCUGAAGGGGUGUUUUUUUUUUUACGACGAGCCUUCUAGUUUCGCGGAAGGGACGUUUUUUGAUAAAUUGUAUCCAAGGUUGUGAGACGCCAGCGAUUUUAUUUCACCGCAGUCGCCCCCCGUUGAAGUCGUGUGAAUUUUUAAUACUCCCAUGUUAACCAGCAAUGAGAUAUUACUUUACAUAGAAAUCGUUUCCCAAAUUGGGAUUGGAAAUUAUCUUUAGGAAAGUUAAAUGAGGAAUUUGAAAACUCAUUUAAAGAAAUCAUGAAUAAUAUACUAAAAAGUUUUUGAAUAGUUCUUAAAUAAGAAUGAGAUUUGCAAAUUCUCAUUUUAUUUCUUCAUUGGAACAUUUUAUUUUUAUUGUUUUUGUUACAUCAUUUUUCGAAGAAAAAAAAACUGCUUUAUUUUGUAGUUUUAGGACUUUUAAAUUCAAUUUGACAUAUGCAUUUGCUCAAAUGGGAUAAUUUUAGUUAUUUCUUUUUUUAGCCAAAACGAAAGACUAAACUAGUCUGAGCUUUUUUGUUGGGACUGGCUAAUUAGAUUCAGUUUUGAAGCUUAUACAUCAGUCAGAAUACAGUUUUUUGAUGGAUUCUUCUCUUCGAUUUUCGAAAUUUAGUUUUUCUUAUAAUGAUAACAUGUAUCUGAUUAUUUGGUACCAAAAAAUUUAUAAUUUGGAUUUUUGAAAGGUUUAUAGUAGCCUCAAAUCAACAAAAGCUCAGGCUAGAGAUUAGUCUAUUGCCCACAUUGUCUUGAUGAACUUUUGUCCACUUUCUUAUUUUUUUUUGUCUCAAAAAUUUAAAACGCGCCCUUCUAUAAGGUGCCAUGAUUAGACGAAGGUGAAUAGUUUUGUAUAGAAACGGAAUGACAGAUUCUGUGUAGAAUUCUAAAAUCGAUAAAUGUUAUUCUAAAACGUUACAUAUUUCCCCUCAUCCGCAACUUUUGUACGCAGAAGGAAGAACCUGAUCGUUAGUACAUACGUAAAUAGAUGUUGCAAAGAGUUCAUGUAUAAAUUGGAGAACAAUAAAAUUAUUGAGUCGAAUAUUGUUGUGUACAAAAAUCAUAAUAUAAUGAGAGGAGAAAAAUUAUAUGAAAAAGAGUGUAUUGGAAAAUAUAUAGUUACGGUCAAGAUUGUGUGUUAUUUAUUAAAAAGAGGAGAAUAAAAAAUAUAUUG